Postia placenta MAD-698-R-SB12 is the source of this 1836-nucleotide messenger RNA. RefSeq lists its product as hypothetical. Lineage: Eukaryota; Fungi; Basidiomycota; Agaricomycetes; Polyporales; Adustoporiaceae. The transcript is spliced from 20 exons. The coding region runs from base 1 to 1836 and encodes 611 amino acids. The record is from RefSeq and is a predicted model, not a curated record.
AUGUCUGCACAGGAAGCUGGACGUAACGGAGAGGAGCAGGCUAGCCUGCUCAGCUUUCGCGCAUCCCCAGACACAGUCACGAACCUGAUCAAACGUAUUCGCUCCCUAACGCUGAGAUUACUGCCAGUGGAAGUUCCAUUGGACACUAUCGCGGAUCCCACUAGCAGGGUGAUCACUCCUCAAGUAAUAGAUGCCUACAUUGCUGCCGCAGGCGACUUCCUUGAAGUGUUACCGUAUGCCUUAUUGCGGGCGCGGAAAGAGUUCAUGUGGGAUGCCAACAAUAACCCCGCAGACUUUGGCGAGAACUCGGGAAGAGCUGUUGCAUGUGAAGUACUCGCGCGUCGUGUGAUACACCAAGCUCCGUCAGAGAAAGUAGUGCCUAUGAUGGCACGGCGGUUCCGGUACACAGAGGUUGAUGGCGGAAUGAGCGACAAGGCUAGCGCUCUUGAAUUGGCUAUUGACUCGCAUUGUACUAUCUUUCUCUCGUCGACUGAGGCCCAAGACGUGGUGAACUACCUGUGGCGUGGUCAACUCAUUCAGAGACACCAGGCGGACCAUGAGAUCGACUUAAUUUCUGGGGUCAUCUUGACCCAAGUCGGCUAUCCGUUCCUCGAUAUCAGAACAUUUUUCGCAUAUCCGUGUGGCUCUUAUUCCUUUUCGCUUACUCACAAGCAGGCAUGCCUAAUCACUCGUGUACGAGAGCCGCUUGACAAGCUGAACCCGGAUCACGCGGGAUUGGACGGUUGGGAAGUCUUGAUGUACGUCCUAGCUCUGGCAUUCUCUUUCGAAAGUGAGCAAAUAUGUCAUCUCUACAAACUAUUUCUAUUCGUCUCUUGGCGUUCUCUUGGCUUUUGGGAUGUGAUCUCUUUCCUGACAGACUCGUUGCUCCUUGUCGCGUUCGUGCUUCGCGUUGUCGGCGUGUCUUCGCCUGAGCCAAGAAGCGUCACGAUACGAAUUCUGAGUUUUCAAUGUCUGAGCUUCGUGGCGCCAUUGAUAUGCCCCCAAUAUAACACUCGUAUACCAGAGAUCAUACCGAUUUUCGACGGCUUCAAAUAUGUCGGCACAAUGCAAAUAUGUGUCGCGCGUAUGCUGAAAGAGUCUGGAAUUUUCUUCGGUCUACUUGCCCUGCUUGGUAUCGGCUUCAUGCAAGGCCUAUAUGCGCUGGAUGCGGCGGACGGACAGGCUGAGCACCUUCAUGAAGUGGUUCACGUGCUCAUACAGGCACUACUGCAAUCUCCAGAUUACAACAUGUUCGCUGCGAGCUGGAACGUUGCGACAGCUUUGAUCCUCCUCAACGUGCUCAUCUCGCUCUUCUCAUCCGCCUAUAACGACGUUGUAGAAGAUGCUGCAGCUGAGUACCUUACGUACUUCGCCGGAAAAGUCGGCGGGAUGAUCAGGGCGCCCGAUGAAUACGUCUACCCGGCGCCCUUCAAUAUCGUGGAGAUCCUGCUAUCCGUUCCGCUUCUAAGGAAUACUUUGACUGACACGGUUGAACAGAUCAACCGCUACGUCAUGCUCGUGACCUUCUUUGUCCCGCUCUCCAUCAUUGCAUUGUACGAGGCUGACCUCGAGCCAUCCAAGAACAAGUGGAUCAAGGACUGGCUGAGUAAUCCAGAUGAAGGGGGCGAGGACGCACCAGAAUUCGAGAACCCGGAUGUGCAUGAAGACGAUGCUGCGCGAGGCCUCAAAAUUAGCAAGGUCGCGUUCGAGGACCUUGUCAAGGCGUUCCCGGAUACCACACAUUCAAGCGAGGCUGUAGUGCUGCGAGAAGUCAGACAAUUGAAGGAACAGAUUGAGGAGCUGAAACAAUUGCUCCGCAACGGCGCGAAAAUUUGA